UGAUUUCUUCUAUACAUCAUUAAAUCUUGACAUUUUCCUUCGAGAAAUUCUUCACGAACCGAAAUUUUCUGAGUUCCCAAUUGAUCUUCGAAGCUCUACUCAUGGCGAUAAGCACGGUGAAAGUCAGCAAUGUCUCCUUAGGUGCAUCUGAACAAGAUGUAAAGGAGUUCUUCUCCUUUUCUGGUGAAAUUGAAUAUGUGGAAAUGCAAAGUGAGAAUGAACGGUCUCAAGUUGCAUAUGUUACCUUCAAGGAUACCCAAGGGGCAGAGACUGCAGUUCUUCUUUCGGGAGCAACAAUUGUUGAUAUGUCUGUUAUAAUAGCGCCGGCACCUGAUUACAAGCUUCCAGCUGCUGCUUCUGUACAGCCUAGGGCAACAGAGAACACAAAUGUGGGGGCUGGUGAAUCCCCCCUCCAAAAGGCUGAGGACGUUGUCAGUGGUAUGCUAGCCAAGGGCUUCAUUCUGGGGAAAGACGCACUCAACAAGGCAAAGUCCUUCGAUGAGAGGCACCAAUUCACCUCCACUGCCUCGGCAAAAGUCGUAUCUCUGGAUCAAAAAAUUGGCCUCACCGACAAAAUCAGCAUGGGCACAACCCUGGUGAAAGACAAAGUUGGGGAAAUGGACCAGAAGUUCCAGGUUUCUGAAAAAACCAAGACUGCCUUUGCAGCUGCUGAGCAGACAGUUAGCAAUGCUGGUUCAGCCAUCAUGAAAAACCGUUACGUCUUGACCGGUGCUUCAUGGGUCACCGGAGCCUUCAACAAAGUCGCCAAGGCAGCAGGAGAAGUUGGGCAAAAGGCAAAGGAGAAGGUGGCUGAGGAGGAACAAGGAAGAAGCGUGGGGCAAGGCUAUUCUCAGAUUCACGAGUCGGAAUCCCCGAAAGCUGCUACGAGUGAGCAGCCUUCCAAGCCAGCCCCGGCUCAAGGUUUGAUCCUUUAACUUCCUCAAACUCAGUGUAAAUGAGAGAGAGGAUUGGAUCUUUAUCCUCUUCAGAUUGCCUGCUCUUUUUCUUCCGCAUGAAUGUAGGAAAUGUAGAAUAGUUUGACAUAUAAACUGUUGAAAAUGGCUGCUAUACAUGACUUCAAAUUUGAUGAUUCUGUUUUAUUCAAUUCCUUUUAUUUAGAUUUAUGUAGUGCUAAAUUCAUCUUC
Molecule: messenger RNA, 1145 nt
Organism: Vitis riparia (riverbank grape)
Lineage: Eukaryota; Viridiplantae; Streptophyta; Magnoliopsida; Vitales; Vitaceae
Product: binding partner of ACD11 1-like
Exons: 5
Coding region: 102-935 (277 amino acids)
Molecular function (GO): RNA binding
Source: RefSeq, a predicted model, not a curated record